AUGGACCACCCGGUGACACAACAGAAACGACGGGCCCUGGCGAUGGGUCCUGCAGCCUCGCAGCAGCACGGAGGGCGCCCCGGUGGGGAGGAACCGCCUCGCAGCGCCCACAAGAAGCAGGAGUACCUGGAGAUGAGGAUCGAGCGGGAGCUGGCGGCAGCCCGGCAGCACGGCACCAAGAACAAGCGAGCUGCCUUACAAGCACUGAAGAGAAAAAAGAGAUAUGAGAAACAGUUGAGUCAAAUCGAUGGGACACUUUCAACCAUUGAGUUCCAGAGAGAGGCACUUGAAAAUUCCCACACCAACACAGAAGUGCUCAAGAAUAUGGGUUAUGCUGCACAAGCUAUGAAAAAAGUGCAUGAAAAUAUGGACUUGAACAAAAUUGAUGAUUUGAUGCAAGAUAUCACUGAACAGCAAGAUGUUGCUCAGGAAAUUUCAGACGCCAUCUCAAACCGAGCUGCCUUUGGUGAUGAGUUUGAUGAGGAUGAGUUGAUGGCAGAAUUAGAAGAACUGGAGCAAGAAGAAUUGAACAAGGGAAUGAAAGAUGUCAGACUGCCAAGUGUUCCGUCCACAUCACUGCCUUCUCGCCCUGCAUCGACCAGGAAGAGAGCAGAAGAUGAAGAUGAAAUGAAGCAGCUGGCUGCCUGGGCUUCAUAAGAGUAUGGUCUUUUUAUAACACUGAACACUAUAGUGCAGAUGUAAAGAGCUGUAAUGCUGUUUUAUAACCAUACCGAUUUAGUGUGGUUGCAUUUCAUGCAGGCUGGGUUUUUUAUGGCCAAUCUUGCUAAGAAUAGUGUUACUGCUGUAUUACAAAACUAGUUUAAAACCAAACGAAAAAUGCAAUGGUUGUCAAAACCUCCAAGCAUCAAAUUUGGCCAGAGAUUUGUUUCUUUAUUGGUAUCAGUUUUUAUUAGGUAAUGUCUUAUUAUAUCUGUCUGGUUUGUAAAACCUGUGUGCCUCACUUAAUGCAUGCAGCCAGAUUCAUUGUUGAAAUGAAAAAGUUAAAGAAGUCAUCAAAGCCCUAUCCUGGAGGGUUAUUGGUUCAGACUAUUUGAAUAUUAGCAAAACAGCUUUAUACAUGUCCUGACUUGGAAGUUUCUUUGAGCCCAGGAGCUAAUAGCAAUUCAUUUGGGCAUGGAGAUUUAAACAGUCUGCCUGAAGGAACUUAUGGUGUCCUAGAUACUAAGAGUUUUUUUGAAGUGGGAUAGGUUUUUUUUUUUAUUUUAGCUUUGCCAGAAUAUCCCUUGCACUUCUAUAGGUCAACUUGAAUCAUGUUUUGAACUAUUUCCAACUUAGUUAAAGAACAGUUUUACAGUGAUUGGGGAAAAUGAAAUGCCCAAGUUCUUAUAGAUCACUGCCAAACAAAACUGAAUUCUGCUAAGUCAAAAAUCCAAAAGAGGUUUGACCUUAUUGUGUUCUUCUCAUCCACUGUGUCUUUCUAGGGUGAGUCUCUACUUCGUAUGGUAAUACCCAUCCUCAAAAUAAUUAGUAACACAUUUUUUUUAUUUACACAAUUUCAAAAUAGUUUUAAUUUCUGAGCAUUCAGUUCUUUUACUCAUUUUCUGAACAGAAAUAAUACCAGUGUGUUGUAUUUGAAAUACCUUUCUAAUGCUUGUUUGAAAGCUGAUUCUGGAUUGUAAAGUUGACGUGUUGUUGUCCAACUGAUAGCUUUUUACCUUAAGGAACAAAUGCCACCCUGAGUGCUAAACUACUGCAUAUAUAGAGAAAUCGCUGUUCAAAACAAAAAUUAAAUGGGCUCCUUUGUACUAACAAACUCUAUUAAGUAAGACUUAAGCUCUAUGCUAGUAGCCUGCGGUCAAUCAUAAGGAAAUAGUAACACACUGUGGAGUUCCUAGGGAUGUGGGAAGCAUAGUCACAUUGAUCUAGGUUUCUUGUUUUCAGAUUAAUUUAAAUUUACUGAUGAUUGAACCACUUGGGGAAUAAUGGGAAACUUGGUUUCUGUAGAUCUACAGCAAUAGAAGACUGACCCUGUGGGCUUCAGCCUGUGAUUUGCUGGGUAUUUAGCUUUGACAGGCUACAACAGGCCUCAGCUUACUGGAUUUUAGGUUAAGCAUAAGCUAAUGUGUGUUUCUGGACAUGGCGUGCUGGCAUGCUCAGAACCUUUCAAGUUGAGUUCCCUGGAUGAAACCCAAAAUUAUAAACCCUGUGGAGAGAUUCAGCUUUUCAGGACUUUUGCAUUCUCUGUAGUCGAAUUGCUUUUGGUUUGCAUCCAUGUGAAAGGAGAAUCAAAUGUUGCCACUUUACUUUGGAUAAAUUUCCCACUGGAAAAAAAGAAGUGUGUUAAUUCUGUCCCAAAGUUUGGAGGUACCAGGAAAAUUGUCCCUUUCUGUUGAGAGUAAAGAAAACCUGGAUCUAUUCAAUUUUUGUUUUAGAACAACAAAAACGAAAUAACUGCCUUAAAUUUGAAAAUACAUUUUGACCUCUCAGUAGGAAACGAAACACAAAAUGUUACUCGGUUUUAAUGCUUGCUGAAAUUUAUGACGAGAUGCCAGCUGAAAGCAGCCAUAUUUAAUAAAAUAACAACUAUUCUGAGUUACUUAGAAUCCAUUUGCUAAUCCUUUUGGCUGGAAUCCUGUUUUCAAGGUAUGCAGUCUAUGCAAGUCUCUAAAUUGGGUACAGAAAGUAUUACCGUACACUGCAUCACUGUGCAAGGCUGGCUGUGUACUUGUGGACACAUCUGGUAUUUCUAAAUGCGAGGCCAUGCCAACAUAGUCCCGUGCUUAGCUUGGAAAAGCUGUCUUCUAGCAUCUGUUCUUGGUCAAAUUAGUAGUUUUCCAAUACUUGGCACUUACAUAGCACUUAACAUAUUUAAAGUGCUCUACGACUUAACCAGAAUAUGUGUCUCAGCUUUCAGUUUGAGACUAAAGUGAUUUUCAGUCUACUUUGGAAAAUGUGGACCCGCUGUUUUUGUGCAAGAACUUUUCAUGUGAACACCCUGCAGGGGAGGAGAAAUCCUAGGGAAGAUCUUCUCCCUUGCAAGCUAGCAUGACUGCUGACCUCCAGCAGUGUUUUGGCCAGGCGUUGAUCCUGGGAAGCUUCAUAUGGCUUAUUGAUUUCAGACUAGGCACUUCAGGAACAAAAUGUGUGAAGGGCGAAGAAAAGAAACUGGUCCUUUGGGUGAGUUUCUCUAACAGCUUGUGUGUAGUAGCUGGUGAUUCUGGAGGACAGAGUCACAUACCAGUUCACAGACUAGGACGUGUGGUUGGCGAAUCUAUGCUCAGAGAUAUGUAGUCAUGUUCACAAACCAAAAUACAAUAUGGACCUCCACAACUGGAAUGCUUGUUGCCAUAUUUCUUUGGGAGACAGUAGAUGACUGGAUUUCUUCAAAAGCAUAGGGGUUUUAUGGAUUUAAUUCAACCGGGGAGCUGGUUCUUUCCUGUGUAAAUUCAGGUGACACUGGGACAAAUGGCUCUUCCUUUUUUGAACAUAUGCGUCUCUUCAUGCCAGUAUGGUAUUUGUUUAGUAUAUAAGCAGACAAGAGUGAAUAGUGUCAACAUGUUAUUGUAAAUGUACUGCCUAGUAACUGGAAUAUAUUUUACAAGAGGACUGUGGAAGCAGAUGGUGUACUCUAGCUGACUUCCUUUCUUGUUUAUUAUUUAUUUUGAGAAUGUAUUCUUCUCUUAACAGACUUGGACAUUUUUAAUCUGGAUAGCUUUAAAAGGGGGAAAAUAUAUUAAUAAAAAGUGAAAAUAAUAUAUAUGCUAUAAAUAAAUAUUUUGGUGUCAUAUUUGUGCUGUAUGAUUGUAUUAAAUUUAUUUUCCUGUCAAGAAGAACUGUAAAUAAUCUUCUUACACUGUCACUAGGAUACAGUGCUCUUUGGAGGAUGUUAGGCUAUUUUGAAACAUUUUUUGCUGUAUUAGUCUUUCAACAUCAGG
Athene cunicularia (burrowing owl) is the source of this 3896-nucleotide messenger RNA. It is a transcript of the gene CHMP4C, whose product is annotated as charged multivesicular body protein 4C. NCBI's taxonomy places the organism in Eukaryota, Metazoa, Chordata, Aves, Strigiformes, Strigidae. Bases 1 to 657 code for a protein of 218 amino acids. The record is from RefSeq and is a predicted model, not a curated record. Gene Ontology annotation, cellular component: multivesicular body; ESCRT III complex; cytoplasmic side of plasma membrane. The transcript has 6 exons. Gene Ontology annotation, biological process: late endosome to vacuole transport via multivesicular body sorting pathway; vesicle budding from membrane.